CAGGAAAGACGCCGUCUUGCGUAGCAGCAGCUUUGCCAUUUUUAGGUGCAAAGGCCAAGCUGUUUGGAGCAGCCGUGGUGUUUUUGCAGAAGCAAGGGUCAGCGACUGGAUGCUUCCCUGUUGUUUGCGGUGAGAAAAUGGCUGAUUUCUGCAGGAGGCUCUGGGUGCUCCAGGCAAACCUCUGGCUGAUGGCCCUGGCUGCAGGUGGGAUCUCAGCAGUCGGGAACAGCACCGGGAACAGCACCAGUAACAGCACAGGCAAUGGGUGCCGAAAGCUGCACCAGCACCCGCGCUACGUGGCGGCCAAGAGGAACACACCCAUCAACUUCAUCUGCUACACCCAAGAGCCCCAGAGCAUGCAGUGGUACAAGACAUCGGAGGACAGCGAUCAGAUCUAUGUGAUGGACCAGAGCACCUCCCGCUUCAGCGUCGAGAGGAAAGAAAACUUCAUCAACUUCACCAUCUUCAGGAUCAGAUACGAGGACAACGGCAUCUACGUGUGUGACAGGAAGAAUCUCACGUCGGAGAACAAGCGGCCACACAUGUGCGGGACGGAGCUCAGAGUCAUGGGUCACAGCAAUAUCCAGCAGAUCCAGAGCAGGAACACCCUGAAAGACGCCAUCAUCAUCAUCCAGUCCGUCCUGCUGGUCGUCUUCAUCAGCGUCCCCAUGCUCCUCUUCCUAGACAAAGGUGAAGGCAAAGAGAGCCCUGAGGAGGACCACACCUAUGAGGGUCUGGAGGUGGAGCAGAUGGCCACCUACGAGGACAUCACUCCUUUCCGUGACGUGAAGGCCAAAUGGACGGUCGGGGAACACCCAGGGGAGGAGUGAGGGGUCCCACACCCACCGCCAGGCCGGCACCGGUGGCACCGCUCCCUGCCAGCACCGCGCCAGUGCCCCGUGGGGACAGGCACCCGGGUCCCGAUCUGCCACCACGGACCUUCAGCUGCCUCCAGGAGCCCUGCGCAGAGCUCGAGUCUUGCUGCCCUUCAGUGCUCGCUGCGCCCCCCAAGACCGUCCUGCCCCGGCUGCUGCUCUUACUGCCCCGCUGCUGAACCCCUAAAGCCCAUGUAGAUAUUAGGAGACAACCCCAGCCCCCUGGUCGCCAGCAGCCCCGAUCCCCAGGCAGCCCCACAUCACGCUCUGAGCUCCUGCGUGGCCACCACAAUGGCAGUACGGUGCUGGGUGCUGGGGCUCCUCUGUCCCCACCACCUCCUGGAAAGAGAGGACCACGCUUGAUCACUCCCCAUGCUGCAAGGACCCUUGUGGGCUGUGAGACCCCGCUGUGGGCCCUGUACUCCUGGCAGUGGAGCCAAGGUGAGCAGCACCAUGGGGGUGCUAUAAGUAGAUUUGGGGCCACUGUUUAGCUCUCAAGCCAUAGACGUGCCCAGCAGGCCAAGCUGGAAGUUGUACAAGCUGGAAGAUCCUCUGAAAGUGCCUCGUUCUCUCCAAAGACUGCAGAAAGGCUGGGGAGGCAGCCCCCACCUGGAGGGUCUUGCACAGGGCUUGCUCCUCACCAGGCAAGAGCUGGCCUGUGUCAGAAGGACGUCCCCUUGGUGAGGGACAAGUGCAACCUCAGAACCUAUGGGAAAGACUUAAAGUGUGGGACACAGGUGUACGACUGCUUUUUCAAGCCAUAAUAAAGGUAACGGGUAAAUUCACAUCCUGCACCUCCUGUUCCAGGCAUCCAAGCUGCCUCCUGCCGUGCCUGAUCCAGGGGUGUCCUGGUGCCACGUCCUGGUGCCACCCCACCAUAACCCUGGUGCCAGGGGCUGUGGGAUGUCUGGGAACAAGAAGCAGCUUUCUGUGGGUUCUGCUCAGGCAGCUGGAAACCAAAUUUCACCUCUUCAGGGCCCCAAGCGCAGGCAGGGAUGUGAAGUCGAGAGCAGCCGUGGGCUCUGCUGGAAGCCCCGGCUGAGCACUCACGGGGGGAUCACUGCAGCCCCAAGACGUCAGUGCUGAGCUUGGGAUGAGACAAAAACCACCGCCAGGAACCGAAGCAGGAGGAACAGGGCCCAAUGCCAGAAGCAAAGAGCUGAGCUCUGCUCCAGCUACAUCUGCUCUUGCAAGAAAAGCUAGAAAACAUCUGGAGAGGAGCAGAACGGCACUAAUUGGUUCUGUUAAUAAAAACUGUUUUGGCACGGCAGCAGCAGGCGUGCGGGUGACGGGGCUUCGGGCUGGCUGGGCACACAACACCGGGGCUUUCACUGCCAGGGGGGUCCCCAGAGGCAUGGGGAGCCCAUCACGGUGGGUUUGACAGGAUGAAGCUGGACAAGGCAGGACACCAGGGUGACGGGCAUCAGGGGGGUGACAACAACUGUGAGGCUGAAAGAUGAGACCUCCCCAAGUCAUGGACAGCCA
Molecule: messenger RNA, 2360 nt
Organism: Cygnus olor (mute swan)
Lineage: Eukaryota; Metazoa; Chordata; Aves; Anseriformes; Anatidae
Gene: CD79B
Product: CD79b molecule
Exons: 6
Coding region: 138-830 (230 amino acids)
Biological process (GO): B cell differentiation; B cell receptor signaling pathway
Cellular component (GO): external side of plasma membrane; B cell receptor complex
Source: RefSeq, a predicted model, not a curated record